GGAGACCCAUAACAACAGCCCGCGGGCGGCGGGGUCCCUUAGUGCUGCGCCGCUGCGGACCGGACCUUUUCGGGUUCUCGUAGCUGCCGCCUCCCCCCCGUUUUCCCCCAUGACCGUGGUGUCGGUCCCCCUCCGGGAGCCGCCGUUUUUUGGCGGCCGCCUGGCUCCUCCCCUGAGCUUCUCCGCGCGGGGCUACUUCGGUCCCGUCCCGCUGGUGGCGGCGGCCCCGCCGCCGUUCCGGCUGCCGGACCCGCGGGGGCUGCCGCUGCCCCUGCUGCUCCAUCGCCCCCCGCCGCCGAUGCCCGCCGCCUGCCGCCUGCCCCCCGGACACCCCCGGCCCGCGCCGAAGAAGCGGAGGAAGAAAAAGAUCCGGCCCGGCCCGGCGCAGCGCGGGGAGCGGCGGGACCUUCCGGCGGGGCCGAGCCCCGGCGGGUCGCCCGCGACGUCCUCCUCGCAGCCGGAGAAGGAGGUUUCUAAAACAAAGAUGGGAAAGCCAGAGAAGGCAACGAUUCCCCACGGUCAGCUUGUUCACCGACACUUGUGUGAACAACCAAAGAUAACCCGACAGAAAAGCAAGUUUAACACAUCUUUAACCAAGAUCGCCUCUGCAAAAAGAAACGAAAAUAACUUUUGGCAGGAUUCCAUGUCAUCUGAGAUCAUUCAGAAGCAAGAGAAGAAGCCUUUUAAAAAUACCGAGAACAUCAGAAAGAUGCAAGUAAAGAAACCAGCCUUUCUAUCUGAAGCGAGUCAGAAGGAAAAUUAUGCUGGAGCAAAGUUUAGUGAUCCGCCAUCUCCCAGUGUCCUUCCAAAGCCGCCCCGGCAUUGGAUGGGAAGCACGUCUGAAAAUUUCAACCAAAGCAAGGAGCUGAUCGCCGUACACUUAAAAACUCUCCUUAAAGUUCAAGCUUAAAAACUUGAUCUGUACAUACCUUUUUUUUUUUUUUCUUUUUAAGAUUCUGGAUUUAACCUGGUUGAAACUUGGAAAUGUCUUAUUGCAACAAAGGAGUGCAAACGGCUAUAAAGUUUUAACCCUACUUAUGAAGCUUGUAUCAUAUUUUAUAUUGUACAUACUGUAUACCAUGUAAUAUGUGUAUAUUGUUCAUACUCUGAGAGGUACAUUAUAGUUUUGUUAUGAAAGUAUGUAUUUUGCACUGCCUGAGUGGUAGAUGUCUUGUAAACGUAUAAGUGGACGAGUUUUAAUCUGUGCUCUCGCACACAAGAAGAUCGAUUCGUUUGCACAAAGUGUGCUGAAGGAGAAAACAGCUUCUAGACUCAAGGUUGAGAUUUAAAUGUGAACAGUUAACUGAUGCACUACUGAGAACAAAUCUACGCCUGUGGCACAAUCAUUGUAAACACAAUUGUUCCUUUUUUUUUUUUAAAUGGUUUUGUUUUGAAUGUUUUAAAAACUUGAUUCAAGUUUUUGGUCAAAAUUCCCAUGUGAAGCGUUUCUUUUGAGUUCCCCCCAAGGGGCUAAUUUGAAUUAUUCCACACCCAAUUGGAUGUUAUCAAAUUUUAAAAUUAAUAAUAAUAAUUCGGCCUCCCUCUUAAAA
This is a messenger RNA of Ornithorhynchus anatinus (platypus), 1550 nucleotides long. RefSeq names its product proline rich nuclear receptor coactivator 1 (gene PNRC1). Gene Ontology annotation, biological process: nuclear-transcribed mRNA catabolic process, nonsense-mediated decay. The coding region runs from base 110 to 910 and encodes 266 amino acids. NCBI's taxonomy places the organism in Eukaryota, Metazoa, Chordata, Mammalia, Monotremata, Ornithorhynchidae. The transcript is spliced from 2 exons. Gene Ontology annotation, cellular component: P-body; nucleus. The record is from RefSeq and is a predicted model, not a curated record.